Perca flavescens (yellow perch) is the source of this 906-nucleotide messenger RNA. RefSeq names its product beta-1,3-galactosyltransferase 2-like. The record is from RefSeq and is a predicted model, not a curated record. Gene Ontology annotation, molecular function: N-acetyl-beta-D-glucosaminide beta-(1,3)-galactosyltransferase activity. Gene Ontology annotation, cellular component: Golgi membrane. Lineage: Eukaryota; Metazoa; Chordata; Actinopteri; Perciformes; Percidae. The annotation marks the transcript as partial. Gene Ontology annotation, biological process: protein O-linked glycosylation. The transcript has a single exon.
UCAGCAUCAGCAUCAGCACCAGAAUCAGCAGCAUCAGCACCAGAGCCACAAUGGGAGGAUCCUGGGCCGUAUCAUGUGGCCUAUCCACGAAACUACAAGUUUAUCAUGGAUGACACGCCGGUGUGCAAGAACACCACUCCUUUCCUGGUCCUGAUGGUUCCGGUCGCACCCGGUGACGUGGCAGCUCGGGACACCAUCCGGAAGACGUGGGGAAAUGAGAAACUGGUUCUGGGUCAGCUGAUUGAGACUCUCUUCAUACUGGGCCGACCGGGGGGAGCUGAUGCUGAGCAGCAGCAGGAGAAACUCAAACAGGAGAACCUGCAGCAUCAUGAUCUGAUCCAGAGUAACUUCCUGGACAGCUACCGCAAUCUGACCAUCAAGACAAUGGUGAUGCUGGAGUGGCUGGCUGUGCACUGUGCCGAGGCUUCCUAUGUCAUAAAGAUUGACUCCGAUAUGUUACUGCAUGUCCCGAAUUUGGUUAAACUGUUGCUGGAUCCCAAAACGGCCAAACAAAACUACAUGACAGGUUGUGUGUGGUGGAACAGCCCGGUUUUGAGAAACCCCUUCAACAAGUUCUACAUGCCAACAAACGUGAUUGCUGAGCCACAGUACCCUCCAUAUCCUCUGGGCAUGGCCUACGUCAUGUCCCUGGACCUGCCUGCCAAGAUACUGGGAGUUGCUCCUAAGAUUAAACCGAUCUUCAUAGAAGAUGCCUACCUGGGUAUGUGCCUAAAACUUCUGGGCAUUUCCCCCACCAACCCUCCUGAAAAUACUAUGUUCAUUGUCGACCCUACGCAUCCUCUGAGCAGCUGCAGCCUUUCAAAAGUGAUCGCUGUGACAACGACAAGCAUCUCACAGAUGACGAGUUACUGGGAGAGGAGCAGACUGCCAGAAGCUAAAUGUUGA